This is a messenger RNA of Dendroctonus ponderosae (mountain pine beetle), 4016 nucleotides long. RefSeq names its product sodium/potassium/calcium exchanger 3 (gene zyd). The transcript is spliced from 10 exons. Gene Ontology annotation, cellular component: membrane. Lineage: Eukaryota; Metazoa; Arthropoda; Insecta; Coleoptera; Curculionidae. The coding region runs from base 1805 to 3391 and encodes 528 amino acids. Gene Ontology annotation, biological process: intracellular calcium ion homeostasis; calcium ion transmembrane transport. The record is from RefSeq and is a predicted model, not a curated record. Gene Ontology annotation, molecular function: calcium channel activity; calcium, potassium:sodium antiporter activity.
CACCAGUUUUACCCGCAAGACUUCAAGUGCGGUUCCUCUGGGCUGGGAAACUGAUUUCCGCAUCAACAUCUAAAAUCGUUGAGCUGUGCUUUUUGCAAAACGAAACAGUUUCCAACAUACAGGCGAAUCUUUUCAAGAAUACAGUGCGAAUUUGUCGAGUUUGCCCUAAUGUCCGGCAAUGAAUUAAGUUGUUACAUUCAAUCGAUUAAGUGAAUGAUUGUUCUCAUCUGAACACAUUUAAAAAAUGAGCAGCUUUGCCAUGCUCCUACCUGCAAUCGACUGAUUCGGAUCCCAGUUGCGAACAAGCGAGUUAACAAGGGAGGACUUAACUUUUGCCAAAUAAUUAGCAUUUAGAGGAACUUUAUCGUUUAGCUUUAAUUUAGAGCUAUUCAGAAGGGCUGUUGGCGGCAAAUCGAGUUUAAACGAAUAAUUUCAUUAAUCUUGCACGUUUUUCCAUAAACGAAUUUUUCGAAAACUAAACAAAUUUGAAACAACAACAAUUAUUGCAUGAAAACAGACCGAGAAUGCGCUGGCGAAAAAAGAAAGUUUUUAGCUGAUGAUGGCAAAAAUAUUGUCGAAACGUUAAGGCAAAAAAAAAGUUUAAAAAUCGAUUAUUAGUGACCGUAAUACUGGUAUAUCUAGGAUGUUAAGGCAAUGCUGGAAUUUCCCGAAAAAACCAUUGUUUUUGUUGCAUCAACAUUUCGGCUUUAUUUUAGCUAUCAUCAUCAAGUGAAAAAUGAACAGUGUUUUCUAAGAAACUCCAUCUUCGACUCGGAUGCUUUAUAAUGGCAGGCUAUAAUACGCAAACGUUUCAUUACCAAGCUGCAGUUUCUUUUAACCCCCUUUAGAUACGUCUGUGUUUUUUCCCACCAAAUCGUUUCUUCUGGGAUCAUUUCUUCUGAAAUUCUUAAUCUUGCUCUCUGCCCAAUUUAUAUGAACAGUUUUAUACCUCGUGAUUGUUCCGUUCUUGAGUAAAAAAAUAUGGAAAGAUCUUAAAACGCAAAAUUGAAAAUUCGAAGAACUUAAACAAUUAAGAUUGCGCGCUUGUGCGCAAAAGGAACAAUUGCAUGCAUAAAUGUACAAGCAAUUGCUAGCAAAUGGCUUUCAACUUGAGGAUAGCAUCUUAAUUUUGAACACCCUGUGUAUUCAAAUGUGUUAUAAAAAAUGCGCACUUUAAAAUAAUUAUAUUCCUACGGCUAUAAUUUCUAUCUUAAUUUUGAACUAUGCACUAUCUUAAUUUUGAACACCCUGUGUAUUCAAAUGUGUUAUAAAAAAUGCACACUUUAAAAUAAUAAUAUACCUACCUGUCCGAGACUUUUUCUGAAAGAAAGCUUGAUAGCCAGAAUUGCAAUCGAAUUUAUUCGUUUCUUUAUGGACACACUUGUAAUUAAUCUCUGCGGUCAUCCCGCAAAACUAUCAAUAUUCCAUAUUUGAGAACUAUGACAAAAUCUGCACUAAAUAAAGAAAAAAUCCCAACCAUUCCCGAAAUCUUUAUCACGCUCUAGCUUGCAAACUUCUGUUCGUGUGAGUUUCUUCUCAAAAAUGAUCGCCUUGUAUUGGGACAGGUUGUGAAGAAACACUCUAUACACCGAUUUCUUCAAAAGCAAAUCACAAAGUGAAUAACACACGCGAUUUGCUAGCAACGAUGCCUUAAACUGAUCUCUCUAUUGCAUUGAUUUAAACAGAUAUAGAACAGUAAUAAAUAUAGACGACCGCUUGUUGAUUCAAGAAGAUUUAGUCCAAUUAAAUAGUAAUUGAUGGAACCAGAAUUAUUCGCAUCUUAAUAUGAGUAGAAUGCGAAUUGAUGACAGAGUGCAGAAAUCCUUUGUUCUUACCAUGUGCAUUUGGUAAAGAUAUGUUAAAGAGCGCAUUGAGUAUGAAAGAAUUAGUUGUCCUUUACCCGAAGUUGAGAGGACUUAACUGUACUCCACCAGCCAUAGAUGACUUUCCUUCCGAUCAAUUCACGGAAGUCCAAAGACGAGAAGGUGGUAUUCUAGUUCACAUAUUUGUAUCGUUAUACCUAUUCGUAGCUUUAGCUGUAGUCUGUGAUAAUUAUUUUGUACCCGCAGUGGAGAAAAUCUGCCAUGCACUCAACAUGUCCGCAGAUGUUGCUGGGGCAACUUUUAUGGCGGCAGCUACUUCGGCUCCAGAACUUUUCGUUAAUGUUAUCGGAACUUUUAUCACUGAAGGUGAUAUAGGGGUGGGAACCAUCGUGGGUUCCGCCGUAUUCAAUAUUCUUGCUGUGGCAGCAUGUUGCGGCGUCAGCGCCGGAAUGUGUGGCGUCAAAGUCAUACCUUUGGAUUGGUGGCCGCUAACCAGAGAUUGCUCCGCUUACGGAAUAACCGUAUCGAUACUGAUUUGCAUAAUACAUGACGAAAGAAUUGAGUGGUACGAGGCUCUAAUCUUAGUCCUUCUGUACAUUGUUUAUAUCCUUAUUAUGUACUUUGAUAAGACCAUACAGAAAUGUGCCCGAGGCUCGAUAAAGCAAAUAAGGUUGAGAACCAAGAAGCAGCGGAAAAAUUCAGUAUCGCCAGACAAUUCUAAUUUGAAUAAUACGAAAGGGUCCAGUGAAGAAAACACCGACAAUAAUGCGCCCUUAUCAUUGGAUAUCGGCAAUGAUAAUAAUAGUCAUAUAACACUUCAAUCGCAUGUAAAUGGUUCCUUAAAACCAGACUGUGUCGAUCGCAUUGAUUCGAAAGAAGAACCUCCAAAAUUGGAGCUGAGCAGCAGAGAUACUGAUGAAGAAUUGCCGUUCUGGAAAUGGCCCAGCGAUAAAGGAAGAUUUCGUCAGAUCACAUGGAUCAUUACUUGGCCAAUUCGAUUAGUUUUUUUCCUUACAAUACCGGACUGCGAAAAACCGAAUUUGAAAAAAUGGUUUCCGAUCACUUUUCUGAUGUGCAUCAUAUGGAUUGGUUCGCUUUCUUAUAUCGUUGCAUGGAUGAUCACAAUUAUAGGUGAUACGCUGCGAAUACCCGAUUCAGUAAUGGGUAUCACUUUCUUAGCAGCUGGCACGAGUGUUCCUGAAGCUGUCUCCAGCGUAAUCGUUACCAGACAAGGACAUGGUUCAAUGGGCAUAAGCAACUCAAUAGGAUCCAACACCUUUGAUAUCCUGUUGUGCUUAGGUCUGCCUUGGUUUAUCAAAGCUACUUUCAUGCCAACUAUUCCAGGAAAACAUUGGGUGGGAAUAAAUUCAGCUGGCAUUGAAUAUAGCGCCAUUUCCCUACUCUCCUCCCUACUGAUGCUCUAUGUGGUUUUUGCCCUCAACAAGUUCAGGCUGGACAAACGCGUUGGACUGAUUUGUCUUCUUAUGUAUGCAGUGUUUCUGAUUCUGGCCAGCUUAAUCGAGCUGAAUGCCUUCUUCAGGGUUAACUUGCCAACGUGUGGCCGAUGAAAUUGUUAACUUUGUUUAAAGUGAACGGGAGCGUGUGAGUUUAACUGAUUUUUUGUUGUUUUUGAAAUUUAAAGACAUUUUUUCCAUCAAGUAUGAUGACUCGAAAUAUUAACCCAUUUAUUAGAUUAUUGUAGCGUUUUGUAAAUAACGUAGAAAUAUUUUAGGUAAUUUCGUAGAGCAAAUUGAGGUCGAACGUCCCACGGGAUUGUAUUUCACUUUUUUUUGGGCAAUUCCUGCAUAAAUGUUUAAGUACCUACUAACCCAAAAAAAUCAUAGGAAAAGGACAGGCUUUAACAGACCAACAAUUGCAAAUGCUCUAGUUAUGUUAGGUGGUGCUACCUAACAUAACUAGAACCUCGAAUGGAUUAUUAUAGUGUAGAUUAAAUAAUAAUUUUACUUAAUUAUAUGUUGUAGCUGAUAGUAUUAACAUUUGCCCCCCUGAACACACAAAAGUCUUCUUGAAGGCAUGAUUUAUUCCUUUUCUGCAUGUAUUCAGUAGAAUACUUUUUACAGCAUUUAACAGAUUGUACAUAGUAUAACAUAGGCUGGUAUUUAUUUUGUCCGCUUUACGCUACAAAAUAUGUGUUACUCUUUUAGUAUUGGAAUAUAUUUUUUAUCGUAUAAA